AUGCCGCAGCCACCUCGAAAAAGAAAUGUUUGGAAAAUAAAAAUCGACAAGAGAGCGAUAAACCCUCGCCAGUUCUUGAAAGAGACGCAGACGGGACAAGACGGAUAUCCACUGUAUCGUCGUAGAAGCCCUGCAGAUGGAGGUUUUACAGCAAGCAUCAAUCUACGAGGAUCAGAAGUUUCGGUGGACAAUGCCUGGAUUGUUCCUUACUGUCCACUACUAUCCAAAUUUUUUAACGCACAUAUCAACGUUGAGUACUGCAAUUCUGUCAAGUCCAUAAAGUAUGUAUGCAAGUAUGUCAAUAAAGGAUCCGACAUGGCUGUAUUUGAUGUCACCAGUGGAGCCAAUGAACUGAAUGAAAUUCAUCAAUAUGAGAUGGGAAGAUACAUUAGCAGCAAUGAAGCAGUGUGGAGAAUACUCAACUUUCCAAUCCACGAACGUCAUCCCACAGUCGUUCAUCUAAGCGUCCACCUUGAAAAUGGCCAGAGAGUGACUUCACUGAAGAAAAUGCUGCUGAACGGGUCCAGGCACCCCAGGAAACAACGCUCACAUCUUUUCUUCAAGCUGUGCACCCAAGAUAACUUUGCUCGCAAUUUACUUUACAACCAAAUUCCAAAGUACUACACAUGGAACAGCAGGAACAAGAGUUGGAACCGCCGUAAAACAAGGACAAAUUGUUCCAGAAGAAACAGGAAUCCGGUCUACUGA
Messenger RNA from Stegodyphus dumicola, 708 nucleotides. RefSeq lists its product as uncharacterized. NCBI's taxonomy places the organism in Eukaryota, Metazoa, Arthropoda, Arachnida, Araneae, Eresidae. The record is from RefSeq and is a predicted model, not a curated record.